UAGGUAAACCCUAGUUUUUUCUUUCGUUUUUUAAAGGAAUACCAUGUGAAACCCUGCAAACUCUUAAUAUUUAAAUCCAUUAAAAUCUGUAUUUACCAUUAAAACAUUAUAACUACGAAAUUUGGUUCCUUACCUAUAAAAAACUCUAUAUAUAACAACAACAACAACUGAAACAUAAACUCCACAGAAAAGCAUCAAUAUCUUUCUCUCGUUUCAUAAAAAACAGAGUAUCUCUGUAGAUCUAUAUAACUCUUGCUUUCAGAGAUGGCUAUUAGAUUGUCGCGUGUUAUCAACUCUAAACAGUCCCAAAAACAGCAAAAUCGAGUCCCAAAAGGACAUGUUGCGGUUUACGUCGGAGAAGAGAUGGACAACAAGAAGAGGUUCGUGGUUCCUAUCUCGUAUUUGAACCAUCCUUCGUUUCAAGGUUUGCUUAGUCGAGCGGAGGAAGAGUUUGGUUUCAAUCAUCCAAUAGGUGGAUUAACGAUUCCUUGCAGAGAAGAAACUUUUGUUGGUCUUUUGAAUUCUCAUGGUUGUAUUGUUUCAACUUGAAACAUCUUUCUUUUUUGGGAUCGAUAGCCCAAAUUCUUUUUAUAGAAAUUUUCCUUUUUUGGUUGUUCCCUUUGUUUAUUUCUACAAAGGAGAACAGAUUGAAUCAGCAUGUAAAUACGUUAAUGUGUAACCAGUCAAGUCAGGUUAUAUAUACUCUUAUGUACUUCCAGAAAACAUUGAUGAGAAAAACUUUCUU
Messenger RNA from Camelina sativa (false flax), 745 nucleotides. The record is from RefSeq and is a predicted model, not a curated record. Lineage: Eukaryota; Viridiplantae; Streptophyta; Magnoliopsida; Brassicales; Brassicaceae.